AUGAGUGCUCUCUUCCUGAUGUCCAUGAUCUUUUGCCUUCUAUGUGGGCAAACAAUGUCACUUUGUGUUCCUCAUGAGUAUACAAUACACAUCGAAAAGAGAGAAUGUGCUUUUUGCCUAACCAUCAACACCACCAUCUGUGCUGGAUACUGCAUGACACGGGAUAUUAAUGGCAAGCUGUUUCUUCCCAAGUAUGCGCUGUCACAAAAUGUUUGUACAUAUGGAGAUUUCAUCUACAGGACUGUAGAAAUACCAGGAUGCCCACACCAUGUAACUCCCUACUUCUCCUACCCUGUUGCCUUAAGCUGCAAGUGUGGCAAGUGUAAUACAGACUAUAGUGACUGUAUCCAUGAGGGCAUCGAUGAAAACUACUGUACCAAACCUCAGAAAUCCUAUGUAGUGGAGUUUUCUCUCUGA
Elephantulus edwardii (Cape elephant shrew) is the source of this 417-nucleotide messenger RNA. It is a transcript of the gene TSHB, whose product is annotated as thyroid stimulating hormone, beta. The coding region runs from base 1 to 417 and encodes 138 amino acids. The transcript has 2 exons. NCBI's taxonomy places the organism in Eukaryota, Metazoa, Chordata, Mammalia, Macroscelidea, Macroscelididae. Gene Ontology annotation, cellular component: cytoplasm; extracellular region. Gene Ontology annotation, molecular function: hormone activity. Gene Ontology annotation, biological process: G protein-coupled receptor signaling pathway. The record is from RefSeq and is a predicted model, not a curated record.